Ilex paraguariensis (yerba mate) is the source of this 1083-nucleotide messenger RNA. Lineage: Eukaryota; Viridiplantae; Streptophyta; Magnoliopsida; Aquifoliales; Aquifoliaceae. The record is from the annotation of a GenBank genome assembly.
AUGUCCACCACCAUCCCCAGUGGAACAGUAGAAGAAGAGCCCCUAACCCUCCCUCUCCUCAACGGCAACCUUAGGCGAUCCGCCUCCAACACCACCUCCCAAGUCGCCAUUGUCGGCUCCAAUCCCUGCCCCAUCGAAAGCCUCGACUACGAGUCUUUGAGAUUUUCUUGUUUAUUGGAAUUUAGUUGUUGGUGGUUUUUGAUAUGUAGGCUUAUAGAGAAUCAUUUUUUCAAGCAAGACUGGAGGAGUCGAGGGAAAAUCGAGAUUUGUCAGUACAUAUUCAUGAAAUGGAUUUUGUGCUUUCUUAUUGGGUUCAUCGUCAGUUUAAUUGGCUUCACAAACAAUCUGGCCGUCGAGAAUAUCGCCGGAAUGAAGUUCGUGGUCACCUCCAACAUGAUGUUGGCCAAAAAGUUAGAAUCCAUUUCAGUUAUUUACAACUUUAGCACUCCAAUUUCGGUUGUUAAUUUGUUGAAAUUUGGGUAUUGGGCGGCUUUUCUUGUGUUUGCAUCUUCGAAUUUUGGUUUGACUUUGUUCGCGUGUCUCAUUACGGCUUUUAUAGCUCCGGAAGCUGCUGGUUCGGGUAUACCAGAAGUUAAGGCUUACUUGAAUGGCGUGGAUGCACCAGCUAUAUUUUCUCUGAGGACUUUGGUGGUUAAGGUAAUUUGGGUUUAGGUGGCUGGAGUGAAUUGGGUGUCUAAAAAAUUUAAAAUUUACUGUAUUUCGGUGCAUUAGACCUGACACAUGAUGAUGUUUUGCUUAAUUGAACCUAGAAUGUUAAAAUGUAAUAGAUGGGAUGCCUGACAUAAUUUGAAUGGUUGAUUUUAAUUGGGUUCAUAUUCGUGGGAUCAAAUUUCACUUGUGUCUGUAAAUUUACAAGCUUAUAUGGUUAAAAUAUCCAAUUCAAGAAAUGGAAGUGCAAUUGGACAAUGGCAACAUGGUCUGAUAAUUAAAUAACAAACAAGAGCAAUAUACUGACAAAAGCAAUUAGAAAGUUAGGGAUAGUAAAUAUGAGAUGAGGGGAACUUCAAGAUGAGAACUGAAGAGGGGGAAGCCCUCUUUUCUUGUCUAAUUCAAUUUUUUUUU